Molecule: messenger RNA, 957 nt
Organism: Gekko japonicus
Lineage: Eukaryota; Metazoa; Chordata; Lepidosauria; Squamata; Gekkonidae
Gene: CCDC42
Product: coiled-coil domain containing 42
Exons: 7
Coding region: 1-957 (318 amino acids)
Biological process (GO): spermatid development
Source: RefSeq, a predicted model, not a curated record
AUGGGCACCAUGGAAGAAGAGGAUCUCCGCGAGUAUUUCUGCAUACAAUAUGGGCAGAAGUUGCUGAAACUGCUGAUGAAAUUCCCAGUAUCAGAAGAGCAGUCCCCAUCUCCUUCCAUUCGACUCCUGGAGAAGAAAAAAGAAGCAAAAUUGGUGCACCAGGCAAUGGAGGCUCAAAAGGAGGCAUUCAAAACAAGAAUGGAAGCCCUGAACAACCGGUGGGAGGAACUUGGUGCAAAAGAAGUCCAGUUGAAAGCAUACAUUAGGAAAUUUGAGCAAUUCAUACAGGAGAAUGAUCAGAAGCGGAUCAGAGCUCUGAAGAAAGCCAACAAGGAGAGGGAACUGAAGAAGCAACGAGUGAAGGAGCUGGCCAAGGCCAAGCUAGAGAUGGCUGCUCUGAAACAGCAACAUCAGCAGCUCUACAACAAGCUACAGCAGUACUCCAUCUUCAACAAGUACCUAGAGAAGGUUGUCGAGAUCUCAGAAUUUGAAGAGAUCCGGGAGGUCAUUGGCCGCUACAAGACACUGGUCGGGAUGCACCGAGACCUCGUGCAGUCAGCGCAGGAAGGGCUGGAGAUGAUAGAGCAAGCCAAGGUCCGCCUCUCCCGUUACAAAGAGGAGAAAGACGAUGAGGUCUUGCAACACAACAAUGAGCUAGCCCGCCUACAGAUGCGUUUUGACCAUGCUCGCAGUGAAGUCAUCGUCUGGGAAUCACGCUGGGCCCAUAUCCAAAAUACUGCUGCCAAGAAAACCCUAAUGCUUGGCACCAUUAAGAUGGCUACACUGAACCUUUUCCAGAGUGUAAACAAGCAGAUGAAGGAGGCUUUACUGGUACCCAUAGAGGACACCCACAAGCAGCUUGAUAUGAUCCAGCAGUUCAUCCAAGAUCUGUCAGACAUCUGGGCAGAAGUGAAGAAGAAAGAGGCCCAAAACCGAUCUCAGAUAUCAAUGCACUAA